Messenger RNA from Cryphonectria parasitica EP155, 2346 nucleotides. RefSeq lists its product as uncharacterized. Bases 368 to 1783 code for a protein of 471 amino acids. Gene Ontology annotation, cellular component: intracellular membrane-bounded organelle; cytosol; membrane. Gene Ontology annotation, molecular function: sterol binding. Gene Ontology annotation, biological process: maintenance of cell polarity; piecemeal microautophagy of the nucleus; exocytosis. The record is from RefSeq and is a predicted model, not a curated record. The transcript is spliced from 4 exons. Lineage: Eukaryota; Fungi; Ascomycota; Sordariomycetes; Diaporthales; Cryphonectriaceae.
UGUUCAUCAAUCAUUUCGCUUGGUCAGCUCUCCUGUGACAGGACCAAGACAAGAAAAUCGAACCUUGCGCGACCUUGUAUCAUCCCUACCCCUUUCAACUUGGACUUCAAACUCUAGGACAUCAUUCUCUAGGUUUCUCUUCCUCUCUCCCUCCGACUCGAUACGAUCUGACACACCCUCGCACUCAACCCAUCUUGUCGCCGCCUUGACCACAACUCUUCCUCUUCUUUCUUACCCUGGGACACUGUUUCCUCCUUUUUCUUCUUCUUUGUAUUGAGCAUACAGGUUUCCUUCAAUUCACGUCGAGACUCCCUAUCAUCUCAACCCCGGGCAUUCCAGCCCAUCACCGACCCACCCACCAGCAAUUAUGUCAAACUCAACUUCGACACCGCCUCUGACAACAGAUGCUGGACCUGAGGAGCAUCAUAGCGAUAGUUCUAAGCUGCGCAUCUUUAUAGGCAUCCUUAAAAAGUUCAUCGGUGUCGCCGAUCUCGCUUCCGUCCGCUUCUCUCUGCCCUCUCAGCUGCUCGAACCUACCCCCAACCUCGAAUACUGGAAUUACCUCGACGCCCCCAAUGCUUUCGUAGCCAUUGGCACCUCGGACGAUCCCCUCGAUCGCAUGCUGGAAGUCCUACGCUUUUGGUUCACCAAGGACCUCAAAUAUGCAAAGGGAAAACCAUGCAAGCCCUACAAUUCCUGCCUGGGCGAGUUCUUCAGGUGCAACUGGGACACCGAAGACAGUGCGCCGAGGAUUAGCACCAGAGACCUUGUGGCCGGCGGUAGUAGUGGUCCCGCGAGCGGUGCCUCCAGCGUCAAGUCCGGCAGGAAUGCUAUACCCGCUGGGCUCGGCUCCGGCGACUCGAGGGCCGCGUCCACCCUCUCCGUCCCGCAGACGGCCAAGAACCCGACCUCCUCGCCCGUGCGCGUGUCGUAUUUGACCGAGCAGACCUCCCACCACCCGCCCGUCAGCGCCUUCUGGGUCGACUGCCCCGACAAGGGUCUCUACGCCCGCGGCUUUGAUCAGAUCAGCGCCAAGUUCACCGGCACGUCCAUCAAGGUCAGCCCUGGCGAGCACAACCUGGGCAUUUUCAUUACCCUUGAGAGGCGCGACAACGAGACGUACCAGCUGAAGCACCCCGCCGCGCACCUGGGCGGCCUCUUCCGUGGUGCCCUCAGCGUGAGCGUCGGUGACAUGGCCUACAUCACUUGCCCCCAGACGAAGCUCAAGGCGAUCCUGAACUACUACGACGAGGGAUGGCUGAGGGGUUCCACCAACAAGAUGGAAGGGGUCGUCUUCAGAUAUGAUCCUGAGAACGACGACAAGACCAAGAUCAAAGAUGUUCCGGACCAAGACGUUUUGGUGCGGCUGAGCGGCGCCUGGAAAGACAAGAUCCAGUUCACAAUGGGACCGAAGCCAUUUGACUCCCAACCACAAGAGAAGCGCACCACGAUCAUCGACAUUGGGCCGCUCAGCGUUGCUCCCAAGUCUCUCCCACCCAUGGAGAAGCAGCUGCCGCACGAGUCGCUGAAACUCUGGAGCGGUGUCACCGAUGCCAUCAUGGCCAAGCAAUUCUCCAAGGCCACGACCAUCAAGCAGGAACUCGAGGAAGCUCAGCGGGAAAAGGCCAGGGAGAGGGAGAGGACCGGCUCCGAGUUCAAGCCCGCCUUCUUCGGACAGGUCACCGGCAACGGUGGAAAGCCCGAUCUGACGGAAAAGGGCCAGGAAGUGCUGCGACGGGCGCAGAAGGGUGACUGGAAUAUGGAAGGAGUCCUCACCUCAUAGAGGGGAUGGAGGAUUCGUGCGGCGGACGUGGUAUGCAGGCACAUUUUCAUCCGGCCAAAGACAUUUUACUCACUGUUUCUUGGUGAAUGAAUGCCUUUCUCCCCUGCCUUCUUUUGUUCUUUCCUUUGGGUCAUUCGUCAUCUGAUUGAUGAGAGGCGAGCUUUUCCCCGGUAGUGCACCGGCUCACUCUUUUAGAAUAUGCAUAGCUCUGGUUAGGGGUGGGGACGGUACGCCUUUUUCUCGUUUUUGGUUUUUCUUUCUAUUUCUUCAAACAUAUACAGCAGACAUCAGAUAUUUCGUUGUCACCAUGGGGAAAAGGGAAGGGUGGUUGGGAGGAUAGGGAGGGGAUGAGGAUUUUCCGGCCUCGCUGGACAGUCAUGCUUGGUAGAUAAGUACACUUGCAGGUUAGGCACAGACGCCUACACGCCCCAACACGCACACGUACAGGCAACGCAUUACAUUACUUCAGAGAGAAGAGGAAGAGAGAGAGAACGAGAAACACAUACAUACACAUGGGCGUUUCGGCUUAGAAAGAGGAUAGGCUAAAUCACAACAGCACCGAC